AUGUCCACUGUGAAGGAUACAAUCAAGGACAUGUUUACUAAUCAUUUCAUACCAUUUGAAGUAUUGGAGAGUUUUAAGAUUGCAGAUAUUGGAUGUGCCUCCGGUCCCAAUACGUUUCUAUUUAUGUCGGAAGUUAUUGAUACUAUUAACAAUUUGUCCAACCAAAACCAAAACCAAAACCAAGCUCUAGAGAUAUCGAUCGUGUUGAACGAUUUGCACAAAAAUGACUUCAACAGCAUUUUUAGUACACUUCCAUCCUUCCUUGACCGGCUACAAGAGAAACAUGGAUAUGAAUUUAGUCAAAAAUGUUUCAUCUCUGGAGUGGCUGCAUCAUUAUAUGAGAGGUUGCAACCAAGCAAAAGCUUGCAUUUUGUACACUCUUCUAGUAGCCUUCAUUGGCUCUCCCAGGUGCCGAAAAAUCUAGAAAACAAAGGACAUAUUUACAUUGCAAAAGAUUGUCUUCCUAAUGUGUUUGAGGCUUAUAAGAAUCAGUUUUAUAAGGACUUCUCCUCAUUUCUUAACAAAAGAUCCCAUGAAAUUUUGCCAUCAGGUAGAAUGGUCCUUACAUUUAUGGGAAGGUGCAUUCCAGAACCAUCAAACAAUGAUUGUUGUUGCCUUUGGGAAUUAUUAGCUCAGUCACUUCUAGACAUGGUUUCUCAGGGACUCAUUAAAAAGGAAGAUGUUGACUCAUUUAAUUUACCUUUAUAUACUCCUUAUCAUGAAGAAGUAAAGGAAAUCAUUGUGAAAGAGAUGUCUUUUGAGCUUGAAAAGAUAGUGAUUUUCAAAGACAAUUGGGAUCAAGAUGAUAGUGAUGAUAAAAAGAAAAGUGGACAAGAUAUAGCUGAUUGUAUUAGAGCAGUUACAGAGCAGAUGUUGGUGACUCAUUUUGGAGAGCUCUUCUUAAACAAUGUGUUCAAGAGAUACGCAGAACGCAUAGCUAAUCAUCUUAAAACGGAAAAAACAAAAUUCAUUAACCUCACCGUUUCCCUGAGGAAGAAAUAA
Messenger RNA from Impatiens glandulifera, 1002 nucleotides. RefSeq names its product probable jasmonic acid carboxyl methyltransferase 2. Gene Ontology annotation, molecular function: S-adenosylmethionine-dependent methyltransferase activity. Gene Ontology annotation, biological process: methylation. The coding region runs from base 1 to 1002 and encodes 333 amino acids. The transcript is spliced from 3 exons. The record is from RefSeq and is a predicted model, not a curated record. Lineage: Eukaryota; Viridiplantae; Streptophyta; Magnoliopsida; Ericales; Balsaminaceae.